AUGAUGUUGAAAGAAAAAGAACAACUUAAUCAAGAUUUAAUCAAACAAAAGAAGCAGUUGGCAGACUAUAUGAGUUCGCCAGUCGAGUUGACGCCCCUUUUCGCUACCUGGGUGCCGGGUGAUGUCAAAGUAUGUGCACUCGUUGUCAUCAUAGAGGACAUAGAAAAGAGGGAAACAAAAAUGGAGCUUAUUGUGAAUUUGAAGAAUGUGUUUGUUGGCUUCCACUAUUCUGGUCAGGAAAAGCUUCAUCCAGAGUUUAAAGUUGAAAAACGCGAGGUAUUGUUUACCAAAGUCAAACUUUUUGCUGAUCAUCAGAUACUGAAUUCAGUUCCAUAAAAAAUUGCCUAUUAACAUGUUUAUACUUUAUGAUAUUUUUUUUCUUUACAUGAUGCGGAGAGAAAAAAGUGUCAGAAAUAUUAAAGCGAAAAUUCGACAAAAAGAAGACUGUGGAAAGUUUGAUAUUUCAUUCAAAUGUCCAACUUGUUUCACUUUUGCACCAUCUGUCAGUGAUUCCUCAGGAACUACUGUCAAAUGCUUCCUUCCGUCAAUAUCACAUACCCCCAACAUCUAAAAUGUUUAUCUAUAAAUUCAAUAUGUUGCAACACAUUAUCUGUUGUUUUAUAAUGGCACGACCAAUAUGUAAUUUGGGAUCUAUUUGCCUUUUUUCUUCAAAUGUCAAAACUACUUUUCUGACACCAUGUUCAGUUAUUUGUAAAUCUAAGUUCCCGCGUCUUUAUUACUGUAUUACAUGUUUGCGUUUAAUAAGUAUUAAUUCUUCAUAUAAUUAAAACUCAUAAGCUAAAUUUAUAUUUAUAGGAAUUUACUGCAAUGAACUGUUAUGUCUCUAUUGCCAAGGAGAUUUCUAUAUACAUUUCACCGAUUGAUCCUUGGAGUUUUUAUUCUAAAAGAUAAAAUUUUGAUUUAUCAUGGGAACAUUUCGAAAACAAUGUAAAGUGUGGAAAAAUAAUAUAAACAUACGCUUUGAAUAAAAAACAUUGAAACUUUGUUUGAUGAUUUUCAACUUCCGUUCGGGUCAUGUGCACGCUUGGUUUAACGUGAUUGGUCAACAGUAAUUUAAGAUCAAAUGUGAUUGGCUAAUAUUCUAAGGAAGUUUCAAAGUUCCUGAGGAGCAUUUUGAGGAACUGCUCAAAUGUGUUCCUUCAAGUUAGGAAAUGAAUUGAUCAACAUUUUUCGGAACACUUCUAGUGGCACAACUGUAAAUGAUUUUUCAAUGUUUCUUUCAUUGAAUGAAACAGGCUGUAAUCUGGGGAGGUAUGCAAAACUGAAGUAUGGUAAUGUGGAGAAGAAAAAAAUUACGUAACGUUCAUACCUAUCAUUUGUAUCAAUACCAUAGCAAUAGCGAACCGUUUUAAAGACAAGCGUCAACAUCAGUGAAAGGUAGCACAGCUACAGCAAUCAUCAUCUCCAGCAUCAUCAUUAACAUCUUCUUGGAGUGCUGAAAAGAAAUGGCAAAAUCAAGAUGUUCUCAGUAUGUCAUACAUACUAAUAUUGUAAAAUAUUGUCAGUUAUAGGAAUUUAUCUACUUAUAGUAUAGUACAGUAUAUAUUUAUCCAUGGGGUCCUUACCUAGUGGUUUCACACUGCUGUAACGUUAUCUUUGACACUUAGAUAAGGUUAUUCUUACUACUAUUAAGACUUUAUGGCAGAAACAGAAGAAACGUGCCAGGAGUACAUCCAGUAUAUGAAAAAGGAGAUGGCGAAGUUGAAAAAUAAAAAAAUGCCUGGGAUCAAGGGAUCAAGGAAUCAAUGGACGCCACCUUUCAUAUCAGCAGACAAGUUAUCCUCACAAGUCCGACUACUUUGACAGUAUUGUUAUUGGACUAUCCAGCUUUGAGGAUGGUGUCUCAUGCAACCUAUAACAAAUUGCUACAGUAGCGAACUAUAACUACUUUUAUAUCAGAUAAAGAUCAACUGCUCAUGUUUUAUCUAGUACAUGCAGGUCUUUUAAGUCUUUGAAGUAAUAUUUCAAAUCCGAGCAAUGGCAUCUAGGUUCAAAAAGAGGAGAUUUGGAAAUCCUCAAAGCGUGGAGGAAACAUUGACAACAUCCGAAAUACUAUUCCACAAACAACUUGUUAUAAAAAUUGUUGGGGAGUUUGUAUAUAUUUGACAAUUGGCAAGAAAAUAAAACAAUCAUGUGUGAGAGCAAUCCUUUCUGCUUAGAUUUGCAGAAUGUGGAGACAGAUUUGUGUUCAAUGAUGGCAAGUGUGAUUUAAAAAGCAACAUUCAGAAAUUGUUAUAUAUAAUUAUGUGAAGUGUGUAACUUAUAGUUUGAAGUGUUAUUGAAUGUUUUUGUGUUUAGAAGUUAUUUUUAAAUACAGCUUACUGUAUUUAGAAAUAAUUCUAAACAUAGCAAUUAAAUAUAUAUUUGCAUAAUCGUUUGUUUACCCCUCAAUUUUCCUAUUAUUCAAAGUUCUUCCCUCUUGUAGUAAUUAAGGGAAUAGCUUUUCCACAGAUAACGAUUAACAUCGGAUACUUCAGAAUUAGAAUAAAUGUAUUUGCCACUACUUUAGGAUGAGAACUGACCAAAAUAUUAACUUGCCAAUUCCCAGGACUUUAGUAAUAGAUGAAAAAUGUGCAGAUUUUUCCAAUUCACACAAUUGAAUAUUAAUGUGAAGAUUUUUAUUGUGUAAAUAUUAAACUACAAGACUAUAAGUAUGUUUGUCGUUUUCAACGGUACGGCUUUCAGUAGAGUCUGCUCAUGUAUCAAUACUAUUUUAUGUGAAUUUGAAAAAAAACUAUUUUAUGUGAAUUUGAAGGAACUGUAGAAUCGCUGGAGAGAGUGUUGGAGUCCUAUGUAUUAAUAUCUUCAACCUUAUUCAUACACUCCCAAACACAUGACAGAAGUAAGGAACACAAGAGGUUCCUCCACUAAUGUUAAGUGCUUUUAUUAACGUUAUGAGACAUUUCUGUUUGUAGGAGUUUUAUAAACAUAAGUGUACGGGCCUGAUAUCUUUCGGGGGGGGGGGCACUUGAACGUUUGCCCAAAUUUUUGUCAAAUAUUGAAAUGAAAUGACCACAAUUUAAUGUAUUUUGUGGUAUAUUGUCACAAACUACCUUCAUUUUUCAUGGCAUUUGCCUGAAUUUCCAUGGUUUACCAUUUUUUGGGGGAGGCGCAGUUGCCCCCUGUCUCGUACGCCUGUGUUUAUAAAGUAACAUCAAAUGAGUUUGAAUUAAGUCAGCUAGACACAUUAAAUGCUGUUGCUAUGGCAAUAAUGACUUUUAAUAUGGUGGAUAUUUUUCUUUUAAAGUAAUUUAAAACGAAUUCGGUGACCCACAUUUUUUUUCAUAAAAUGCUUUCUUAUAUUAUAUUCGAAAUUACUUUAAAGCGAAAAUAUCUUCCAUACUAAUACGUCAUUGUUGCCAUAGCAACGGCACUUACGCGACUUUAGUUAUAAAAUUCAGACUCUUUUGAUGUUACUUUAUAAAACCCACACACUCUUUGUUUGGUUACAUUUUCAUGUCACACAAUCACGAAAUACGAUUGGUUAGAACUUAGGAGGUUAGGGAUAACCCUUUGUUUUCCAAAAAGUAAUAACUGUCCAAAAUAUCAGACAUAAAUUGGAAACUACCCAUUUUUGAAAGUAUUGUAUUGAGGCUGUUUUGGGGGUUUUCCCUUGCUCUGGGGUUUUCUCUUGCUCUGGCAGAAAAAAAUAUACACGGAAAAUAACAAGCAGGGCUGCUAGUAACUGUUACAUCAAAGACACUUAAUUCCGAUUACUCUCAAUGAACGAAUGAAGGAAUUUCCAUAUUUAAUUACUCCUUUUAUGCUUAUAUCUUGCAGCUCCACCAGUUUUUGAAGAUAAUAAAGAUCAUGUGCCGAUUACUUUUUUUUGGUAACCCAUUAACAUUGAGAGCAGUGAAAUUAGACAUUGCUUGCAUGGAUCACAAAAGGUAUACCUUUAUACAAAUAAGAUUUAUAAAGGUCAUUAGGGGCUAAUUUUCUUGUUGUGUACUAUAAAGCUUCUUACCAACCAGUUUCCCUGAAAAAGUUAAAGUGAAAUUUUCCUCUUCAGGACUCGAGAGGAGGUAAAAAGAUAGAAAAAGGAGCCAAUAAGCAUGACUUAUGGCAGCAACAGCAAAUCCUACCAAAAAUUCCAACAUAG
Paramuricea clavata is the source of this 4123-nucleotide messenger RNA. NCBI's taxonomy places the organism in Eukaryota, Metazoa, Cnidaria, Anthozoa, Malacalcyonacea, Plexauridae. The record is from the annotation of a GenBank genome assembly.